Messenger RNA from Pyricularia pennisetigena, 5298 nucleotides. RefSeq lists its product as uncharacterized. Bases 1 to 5298 code for a protein of 1765 amino acids. The transcript is spliced from 7 exons. Gene Ontology annotation, molecular function: oxidoreductase activity. The record is from RefSeq and is a predicted model, not a curated record. NCBI's taxonomy places the organism in Eukaryota, Fungi, Ascomycota, Sordariomycetes, Magnaporthales, Pyriculariaceae.
AUGGAUGCAUUCUCAAUUUCAUAUUCAAGCGAUGCUGAAAAGCAAGCCUCUUACAUGUAUCAGGAUCUGCACAGUCUAUACUCACACAAUGCGAUAGAGAAAACAUCUUUCCAGAUUCCGCCUGCGAUGUGGCAACAAUCAGACACGAAUAAUCAACACCAAAGAAAUUUCGACCCCGGGCUGUCACCUCACAUUGGCAUUAUCGGGGCCGGACUUGCCGGGCUGAGAUGCGCUGACAUUCUCCUUGAGAGGGGAUUCAAAGUCACCAUCAUCGAGGGCAGGAAUCGUGUCGGUGGAAGAUGUCACCAAGAAACGCUGUCCAACGGCCACAUGGUUGAUUUGGGUCCAAACUGGUUCCACGGCACCAAGAAAAACCCCCUGCUUGAAUUGGCAAAGAAGACCGGCACCGAGAUCGGAGAUCGGGACUCUAAGACGUGUGUCUAUGAUGAGGAUGGACAGCUGUUGUCCAACGAGGAGGCCAAGAAGUUUUCGACUUUGAUGUGGGAUAUUAUUGAGGAUGCGUUUAAAUUUUCCAACCGUUAUCACAAAGACAGCAUCGAUUCUUCAAAAAGUCUAGUGGACUUUUUCAAGGAGAAUGUCGUCAAGAGAAUCCCGGACACUGAGCCAGAUUAUGAGAGGCAAAGGUCCAUGGUGCUUAAGAUGUCAGACCUUUGGGGCGCCUUUGUUGGCUCCCACACCUCUACACAGAGCCUCAAAUUCUUUUGGCUGGAGGAGUGUAUCGAAGGAGAAAACCUCUUCUGCGCCGGCACCUACCACAAAAUCCUUGCAGAGGUUGCCAGGCCAGCUCUCGAGAAAGCCAGCAUCGAGUACGAAACUGUGGCAACAAAGAUUUACAGCAGAGACCCGAGCACCGGGACCGUCAGGGUUUCCACAUCCAGGGGUAGAGACUACGAAUUUGAUGAGCUUGUCAUCACUGCACCUCUGGGCUGGUUGAAGAAGAACCUAGACGCUUUUGAGCCACGCCUUCCCUUACGCUUAGAGAAAGCGUUCAAAAACAUCGGCUAUGGGGCGCUGGAAAAGGUCUACCUGAGUUUUCCAAAAGCAUUCUGGCUUGAACCUAACGCAAACGGCCAAGUUGUGGAUGGCUUUUGUCAAUGGUUGCGCCCGAACUACGCGCAAGACACAAACCCAGCGCGUUGGACGCAGGAAAUAGUCGAGCUCGCCUCCCUACCGGAGCCCACAUCACACCCAACACUGCUCUUUUACACGUCAGGUGAUGAGUCUAGACACAUCACCAGCACUCUCGAGUCGCUUUCUGGCUCAAAGGAAAAACAGCAGGAUUUCAUCUUCAACUUUCUCCAUCCGUACGUAUCCCUGCUGCCGCACUACGAUGCUCAAUCUCCAGACUGCCAGCCAACUGGAUAUCUGGCGACAUCGUGGCUCCAGGACGACCUGGCGGGGAACGGAAGCUACAGUAACUUCCAGGUCGGGUUGGAGAAUGGUGAUGAAGACAUUCGCGUGAUGAGGGAGGGCGUGCCGGACAGGGGAUUGUGGAUCGCAGGGGAGCACACAGCGUCGUUUCUCGAGCUUGCCACUGCCCCGGGUGCGUACUCGAGCGGUGAAUGGACUGCGCUUAAGGUUGUAAAGGCGUAUUCGCGAGGCGAGCUUCCCUCCGCGGGACGGGAAUAUCGAUUCAUCCUCCCCACCAAAUUCGGUGUACCUACGUCUGUCGUUAUUGCCAGUGCGUCAACAAGAAGCACACACCACGCCUCGUUUCUGUUAAAUCGAUCAUCCAGCGGCCGUUUCUCCCUCAUUGACAAACCUAAUUCGCGGUCUGCUAUCCACCCCGCCGAACCAAUGGCGCCCACUCAGGCGAAUUUCGCGCCAAGCUUGGAAAAGCUGCGCAAGUCACUCAAGUCACAGCCUCUCGAGUCUUCCAUUGAGGCCUUGAUAUCGCUACUCAAACGUCGCCAGGUCACCAGCCCGCAACAAUGCGCCGUUGCCACCGCCCACAUCCUCCUCCAAGUCGUCGCCCGCGGCAGGUGGAAGGAUGUCGAUCAGCUACUCGACAACGUCCAGCAGACUGGCCGCCGGCUCGGCAGUGCGCGCCCGAACGAGCUCGUCAUUGGUAACAUUACAAAGCGCGUGAUGGGCCUUAUCCGUGACGAAGCGAUGGAGGACCGCAACGCAGACGUUGACGACAGUGCUGCCCCUAGCCCAGCAAAGGGUGCCACCUCGUCCACACCGCCAGCUAUUCAGAGCACACCCAAGCUUCUGACCCGCCAGUCGACAUUUGCGCAGGCAUCGCCGCAUGUCACGGCACAGUCAAUAUUCAGCACGCUUCUAUCCGAGUCGACGGAUCCCAGCGUGGCCAGCGCCUCCCCGUUCAGGUAUUCUGGGACGUCAACGCCCCGGGGUGGCGGUGCAGGGCUGGCAAUCGGUGGGACUGUGGCCAACAUUGCCUCUCUGCGCAAUGAGGUUAUCGAGGGUAUUGAAGAGAUUCUGGACGAGAUAUCGCAGGCCGACGAUCAGAUAGCGGCGCUUGGAGACACAUAUAUCAACCCGGAAGACUACGUCAUGGUCUACAAACCCUCAUCAACGGUGGAGAAAUUCCUUGCGAGGGCAGCCAGGGAGAGGAAGUUCACGGUGCUGAUCGCAGGCGUUGAGGAGGAGGAACUUUGCUCGGGCUCUUCUACCGAAGCAGCCGACCCGUACGCCGCGUUGCGGAAGAAACUAGCAAGUCACAAGAUACCCGUCAUCAACCUGGUUGGCCCAGGAACGAUGGCAUAUUUCCCCCUCACGACCAAGGUCCUUCUCGACGUCAAAUCCAUUACGGCGAGUGGUGGCGUUCUGGUCGACGCCGGAGCCGGGCUAGUGGUGCGGGCUGCGCGUCAGUUCAACAGGCCGGUGUAUGCGCUUGCCGGUGUCUACAAGCUAUCGCCGGACGACCUUGAGGACCCGAAGCCUGUGCUUGAGUGGGGAAACCCGUCACCACACGCCGAUUUUGCCGACGGCGCCCUGCUGGAUGGGAUCGACAUUCGGACGCCGCUGAUUGAGUAUUUGGGCCCUGAAAUGAUCAGCGCCUAUAUCAGCAAUCUAGUCCCGCCUCUGAUGAGCUGGCCCAGCUCCAUACUGAAUCUUGGCUUACUUUUCAAUACUUUCGAGGGUUCUAAGGGCAUUCAUUGCCUAAGGCCAUCCGGCGACAUAAUGUCGUACAUAAGGGUCAGCAAUCGGGGGAGCCGGCAGAGGGCCAGCUUGGACGACAGCCCUCCUCCCCCUUACUCGGAAACCGACAUGUUUUCAACGUCGGGACCUCGAUCACCUUUGACGUCAGAAUUUCCAAAUUCAGCGAGCGGCUCGGUGCAAGACGCGCAGUCCACCACUGGCUGCUCCACCUCUACCGAGUCCGGCGAGGUGGUAUACACCCCGCCGCUGACACCGACGAGCCCAUCGGCCCACCAGUCAACCACCGGCAGCGAUGCCAUGAGCUUCAGCUCGAGCCUCCUGUCCGCGGCGGCCUUUUUCGAGUCCAGGCCGCCGACCGUCGCGACCCCCGGGCCGGGCAGCCAGAUCCUGCACACAGUCACGGUGGCGCCCGACACCACGCCGGACGACAUACCCUACCCGCCUUCACUCGCCGGCCGCGACGUCUCGGCCGAGGACUGGCAGACUUUUGUCAACUUCCUGCUGCCGGACCACGCGGCGCGGGCGAAUGAGGCCCUCGUCGACCGCAAGCUGAGGGCCGAGGGGGGAGACGGUGUCGGCAGCAGCGGCAGCUCUUCGUCCUCCAAUAGCACCAUCCACGCCGAGGCGCAGCUGGGGCAGAUCCUCACGCCGGGGACUAGCGUGUGCGAUGGCGGUGGCAUGAGGGACGAGACGGAGAGGACGGUGCGGGAGUGGAACGAGGGCUUCUUCGCGCCCAGGGGCGUCGCCAUCGUGCCGCAGUCCUCGCACGACGAUUACCUCGGCCCCUGGGAGUCGGCCAGCGCCAGCCGCAGCAGCAGGGGCAGGCGCGCGUCGGAAGCCCAAAAUGCGAGAGAAGACAGCCGCCCAACGGACAGCCCCGACACCGCUGACGCAGACACUCCGGCAAGCACACCCCGCCGCCGCGGAAACCACGAGCGGCAGGCAGGCACAGAACCCGACACCAACACCCUGGGCCUGCGCUUCGGCAGCCUCAAGCUUGGCGGGCUUCAGCUCGACAGCUCUGGCAUUAGGUUCGAUGGCCGGCCGCUCCUGCCGGGCCUGUCGGCCCUGCACGCGAGGGGUCGCGGCGCCCGGCACGGCUGCGGGCGCGGCCGCGGCCGCGAUUAUGGAAGCAGCUCCUCACCCGGCGUCUUCUUGCCGCUCCCGCCGCCGCCGCCCAGGCUGUCCCUGCCCAAGUGGCAGCACGACGCCGUCGGCGGCAGCAACAGCAGCAGCAGCAGCAGCAGCGGCGAGUCGACCGCGACGCCCGCGGGCACGCCGACGUGGGGUCCCGGCGUAGCGGCGGUGCCUCACGUGAUGCUCCCGAGAGGGUUUUACGAACCUGCGCCUCGGCACAAGCAUUUUGAGGAGGAGCAGCACGAGAGCGGCGGCGGCGGCGGCGGCGGCGGUCACCGCGGGAGGAGGCGGCACGGUCACGGCGAGACAGCAGCAGCAGCGCACGGUUCCGGGUCCAGGUCGCGAGGCUCGUCGGUGGCCAGCGCGCGGAGCGCCUCGUCGGCGUCGUCGGUCGACUCGAUCGAGAGCCUGCCGGCGUACGAGGAUCUCGCCGACGAGCAGAUCCCCGUCGCGAGGGAUCUGCUCCGGCGCUGGCUGGACAGCCCCGGGCGGGCCAUCACGCGCGAGAGCGCCAGGGUCAUGAACGAGGAGAUACGCUCCGCCGGCGCGAGGUCUGUGCCCGUGGAAUGCGGACGGUCGGGUGGUCGGCAGCAUGGGGCGGAGGAUGGGCAGGAGGCGCAACGGAAGGAAGAGCUCGCCGUUCUGCGUCGCGAGGUGCAGGAGAUGAGCACGCAGUGGAAGGCGGCCAAGCAAGUACAGAAACGAUCUUGGAGGGAAGAGAGGCGGGAGAGGCGCCGGAACAGGAGGGCGGAAUGGCGGGAACGGAGGGAGGCCAGGAGGGAGGUCAGGUCUGCGAAACGUGCGCUGAGGAGAGAGGCCAGGGACCUGAGAUGGGGGAGACGCCGGGAGGAUGGUCCGUUGGGUGGCGGCGGCGGCGGCGGCGUGGGCGUGGGCGAGCUCCUCGGCUUCGGAAGGCUGGUGGUACCCAUAUUGCAGCCGCCGCAUCUCCAAACUGUGCCGCCGGGCCCCUUUGCGCACUGCUGUGGACAUGAGAAGAGGGGAUAUGGGCUAUGA